Messenger RNA from Leptosia nina, 1497 nucleotides. NCBI's taxonomy places the organism in Eukaryota, Metazoa, Arthropoda, Insecta, Lepidoptera, Pieridae. The record is from the annotation of a GenBank genome assembly.
AUGAUUGGAAUACUGCUCUUUUCUACGAUAGUGUGUCUAGUGGCAUGGGCUUGCAUGAAAUGGAGCGCUGUCAAAAGUUAUUGGGCCAAACGUGGUGUUCCUUAUCUUCCACCACACCCAAUUAUGGGGAACUUAACCUUCUUGUUGAAGAAGAAUCCCGGAACAUGGAUGAUUGAACUGUACCAACGCUUCCCCAAAGCACCAGUAGUUGGGAUAUGGUUAUUCUGGAGACCAGCACUCGUCAUCAACACACCCGAACUAGCAAAGAGAAUCCUUGUGAAGGACAACUCCAUAUUCAGAGAUCGACUUCUAAGCGGGGGAAAACAUGAUUCUAUUGGUUCACUGAAUAUUUUGACUGCCAAUGACCCCUUAUGGAGCACAGUGCGUCGUCGUAUAUCAUCCAUCUUCACGGGUUCCAAGCUGCGAGCUUUACAGCCUUUGGUCGACACAAAGACAAGCGAACUAAUAACACGCAUCAAUAAUACGAAGGAUUACAGUAAACUAAACCUUCGAAACUUAUUCGCUGACUACUCGACUGACGUGUUCGGAACUGCCGCAUUUGGAGUGGAAACAUUUGCAGUGCGUACAGGAGAGGAUCCUAUGAGAACUAUCACUGAAGCAUACAUGACAUUCGACUGGUUCAGAGGCUUGAGUUGGGGUAGCAUCUUCUUCUUGCCAGAAGUUACACCCUAUUUUAACUUUAGGCUGUUCCCAAAAUGGUCUACGGAUUACUUCAGAAAAGUGUUCAACUUUGUAGCUGAGCAAAGAAAAGACAGGGUUAUCAAGGACCCUAAAGACCUGAUGGAUGCACUGAUAAAGUUGAAACGCGAUGGUCCGGUAAUAGAUGGAGUAGAAAUAAACGACGAUGUGAUAGUAUCCAACGCUGCAACCAUGCUUCUGGGCGGCUUCGAGACAUCGGGCUCUGCCCUUACGUUCACGUUUUACCAACUGGCUUAUAAUCCCGAUAUCCAGGAGAAACUAUACAAAGAAGUAUCAGAACUUAAAGCGGCGGAGGGUAAAUUGGAAAUUGCGAAACUCAUGGAGCUGAAUUACUUAAAUGCUGUUAUAAAAGAAAUAUUGAGGCUCUAUGCGCCGAUGGGCUGGCUGGAUAGAAUAGCAUCUCAGGACUACGCGAUAGAUGACAAACUCACCAUUAAGAAGGGUACUCCUGUUUACGUGAACGCUAUUGGAAUGCACUACGAUCCAGAGUACUUCCCAGACCCACUGAAAUUCGACCCAGAACGUUUCAUGCCUGAUAAUGAGCAGAACAUCAAACCGUUUACCUAUAUGCCGUUUGGAGAGGGACCAAGGAUCUGUAUUGGUAUGAGAUUCGGCCUUAUAUCAGUGCGCCAUGGAAUAUCUAACCUGAUCUUGAACUACAAGGUCUCACCCAUUCCGGGUUCACCUAAGCCAUCAGAAUUGGAAUUCGAGAAGAAAGGUCUCUUUUUAGUACCAGGACAACACAUGGCGGUAAACUUUACUCUACGAAAUGAAUAG